Messenger RNA from Danaus chrysippus (African queen), 2859 nucleotides. The record is from the annotation of a GenBank genome assembly. Lineage: Eukaryota; Metazoa; Arthropoda; Insecta; Lepidoptera; Nymphalidae.
AUGAGUGUCAUCAUUAGACUGCAGAAUCUCCCUUGGUCGGCAAAUGCUCUCGACAUUAGAAAUUACUUUCGGGGUCUCUCGAUACCCGAGGGCGGAGUGCACAUAGUGGGCGGGGAACUUGGAGAUGCGUUCAUUGCGUUCAGUACAGAUGAAGAUGCAAGGCAAGCCAUGAUGUUAGACGGAGGAAAAAUUAAAGAAAUCCAAGUGAAGCUUCUUUUGAGCUCUCGGUCGGAGAUGCAUAAAGUUAUAGAAGCGGCUCGACAAAACGUUCCCCUUCUUAAUAUCACUGCUCCGGCCGCUAGCCCUGCUCCAACUCCAGCUGUCCCUGCACCGUCAGUUAUUACACCGUUCUCAGCAGCUCUAGGAACUGGCAUAUCGACUUUUGGAAUACCGGGUAUCGGAAACCCGCAAGAGAUACCACAACCAGCCGUCAUAGAACCACCUGCACCAAUUAUAAGCCCACCUGCUAAAUCUCCUGUUGAAGAAGAAAAAGAUGAGGAUACGAAGUCCGACAGAAAACGUAGUAAGGAAAAAGACAGACGCCGAACACGUUCACGGUCCAGAUCGAGAGAUCGAAAGGAUAGAAAACGAGAUCGAAGAGAUAGAUCACGAUCCAGAGACAGGAGGCGACGGGACAGAAGUCGGAGCAGAGAGAGACGAGAUCGGAAACGAGAAAGGAAGGAUCGUAGUCGGUCACGAGACAGAUCGCCUUCCAGACGAUCGCGCGAUAAACGUAACGGAGAUCGUAAAUCACCACAAGGUUCUAUAGACAGAUCCCAAGAAAAUAGUCUUGAUAAUUCACUAUCCAAUUCUACACCGCCUUUUGGCACUUUGUUGAACACUAACGGCCCGCAAAUGGGUAUGAUACUCCCAACUCCUGCAAUGGCUAAUAUGCAAGUAGGUGCUCAGGGUGAUUUGACACAAAAUCGCUUCAAUGAUCCGUCUCUAGCUGAGGCAUUCAAUAAAUUACAGGAAUUAGGUAAAAAACGUAAUCCCAAUGCAUUCCAAGGAGAUCAACAGAAUGGUAGUAAAUUUUCAAGUGGCAGAGGUGGAAGUAGUAGCUCUAGGAAUCAAUUCCGUCGUGAGGGUCGAACUACGAGAUUUGAAGAACAGCAAAGAGACUGCUGCGUGGCUAUAAGAAAUGCGCCAAACCAUACAAGUUAUGGUGACGUUCGUCGCUUUUUCCCUUUUAUGAUCGAUAAACGAGGAAUAAAAAUGAUCAAUGAUAAUAUGGGUCGGCGAACUGGAAAUAUAUUUGUUAGAUUUUGCGACUCACGAGCGAAACAGCUUGCCUUACAACGCAAACCAAAUGAAUUAAAAGGAGCUCAAGUGAUUGUAGAAUCCUUGGACGAUGAUACUUACGACGCUGCUACAGAUUCAUUCCUUCCUUACCGCGAAGAUAAUGACGAAGAAGAAUCUACAUUGCAAGUCUCAGACACAGGAGACGACAAUACAACUCAAUUCAGUGUUCUCAAACUAAUCGAUCUCCCUCAUUUUGUUCAAGAACAAGACAUUAUGAAAGCAUUUAGCGAUUUUUCACUUUUAUCCAUCCACCUUGUUGACUGCCGCCAUAACCGAACUAAAAAUGCAUAUGUUGAGUUUGUUAAACCAGAUGAUGCCAAAAUAGCUUUAGAACGCAAAGAUUCUUAUGUUUUCGGAAGACGACAUCCAGCUAUAACUCCACUUACAGAUGAAGAGUAUAAAAACGAUAAAAAUGAAAAUUCUGAUGCGUCUGGAAAAUCGCAAUCCAAUAAAAAUUCAAUACAAGAACAGGCUGUGCCUCGAGAUCCUCGUCAGCGACGGUUAUUAGAUAAUGGGCUGGGAGGGCCACAAAUGCAUAACGCACAACAGCCUUUCUUUCCUAAUACUGCAUUUACACAAAAUUUUAGGGCACCUUUUCCCAAUCCACAAUUCGGUGGCUUUGGAGGUAUGCAACAUAGAGGUAUGAUGCAGAAUUGGGGCAACCGAAUGAACUUCCCCAACAAGUCGGAUGCUCAAUCAAGUUCCCAGGCUAUAUCUCUCAACAUUGAUGAAGAAUCCCUCGAUUGCGUCCUCAUGAAAGGUCUUCCUCGCGAAGCUACGGACAGGACUAUCGUCAACUUUCUGUCAGACACGGGAGCAGUACCGGCGAGGAUCCACCUCAUGCUCGACAACAACGGUCUUCCUUCAGGAGAUUGCUUUUGCGAGUUUAGAACCCCUCAAGAAGCUAGGCAAGCAAGUGCUAAGCAUGGCAGUCUUUUGGACGGUUGCCGCGUUACCGUCGAUCUGGUUUUGAGGAGUGUCGUAGAGGAAGCGCUGGAAGGACCCAAGGACACAAAUCAGGGAACUCAAGAGGGUCUACUCGGACCGCCGCCACCUUUCGUCAACGUACCUCGUAUGCCAUUUUUCCCGAAUCGCGGACAGUUUCGAGGACGAGGAUUCGAUAGAGGAGGAUUUGACCGCGGCGGAUUUAUGAAUCGUGGCGGGUUUGAUCUCCGCGGGCGAGGUAUGAUGCGCGGUCGCGGUGGCUGGCCAGAUCGCGGUCGCGGGUUCGACGCGAGAGGCCGUGGCCGAGGCUUCAUGCGCGCGCCUGCACCUAGAGAUGACGAGCCAGAUCCCGCUCUCGAAGAUUUCGGUACGCCGGGUUGCGUGUUGUCUAUGGAGAAUGUACCUUUCAGAGCCACCAUAGACGACAUCCUUGCGUUCUUCAGUGACUUUGAGCUGACACAGGACGACGUUAUCCGUCGCUACAACGAACGCGGUCAACCCACAGGAGAUGCGCGUGUUUCGUUCCGCACUCCAUUCGAUGCUAAGCGCGCACAGUCGUCUCACAAUCUUUCGUCCAUCUUUGAUCGCCGCAUCACGCUCACUCUACUCUAG